Messenger RNA from Lycium barbarum (goji berry), 1112 nucleotides. Its product is annotated as 4,5-DOPA dioxygenase extradiol-like. The record is from RefSeq and is a predicted model, not a curated record. Bases 144 to 968 code for a protein of 274 amino acids. The transcript has a single exon. NCBI's taxonomy places the organism in Eukaryota, Viridiplantae, Streptophyta, Magnoliopsida, Solanales, Solanaceae. Gene Ontology annotation, molecular function: zinc ion binding; ferrous iron binding; oxidoreductase activity, acting on single donors with incorporation of molecular oxygen.
AAAGAGUUGACUUAAAAAAAGAUCAGACGGUAAAGGAUGGUAGCAGGUGAGAGAUCUGGAUGGUGGUAGGUGAGUGCAGGUGUGAAUAAAUAGCAGAAUCAAUCAAAGGCCAAUCUAGAUGAGAUAAUUGAGUUUGGAUCUUGAUGGAAAUGGGAAGCCAAAUGGCUGUACCUUUGAAAGAAACCUUCUUCAUAUCACAUGGUUCACCAAUGCUUUCGAUAGAUGAUUCUUUACCCGCUAGACAUUUCUUGCAAUGCUUCAGAGAGAAAGACUUCACACAGAAGCCCAAUUCCAUUUUGGUUAUCUCUGGUCAUUGGGAGACUUCAGAGCCUACUGUGAAUUGCAUCACUGGCCUCAAUGAUACUAUUCAUGACUUCUAUAACUUUCCCCAACAGAUGUACCAGUUAAAAUACCAAGCACCAGGAGCACCAAAAUUAGCCAAAAGGGUAAAGGAACUGCUCAAGUCAUCUGGAUUCAAGCAAGUGCACCAAGAUGAUAAACGAGGCCUGGACCACGGUGCAUGGGUGCCUCUUAUGCUCAUGUAUCCAGAGGCUGACAUCCCAGUCUGCCAGCUUUCUGUCCAGACAAAGAAGGAUGGAACCCAUCAUUUUAAUAUUGGUAAAGCAUUGGCCCCUCUCAAGGAAGAGGGUGUCCUCAUAGUUGGUUCUGGAUCUGCAACUCACAACUUGAGGGCUUUAAGUGACGCGUCUGGUGUCGCUUCUUGGGCUAUGGACUUUGACAAUUGGCUUAAGGAAUCACUUGUUAAUGGAAGGUAUGAAGAUGUAAACAACUAUAUGACAAAAGCACCUUGUGCCAAACUUGCACACCCAUACCCUGACCACCUGUAUCCCUUACAUGUUGCAAUGGGUGCAGCUGGUGAAAAUGCCAAAGCUGAACUUAUUCAUCAUAGUUGGAGCAGACAUGCUCUUUCUUACGCCUCCUACAAGUUUGAGUCCCAGCCCAAGUAGCCUUUGCUGACUGAAGAAUGUUAAUGUGCAUACUUUAUCUGUCCAAAAGCAUUUAGAUGUAUCAAAUAACCCGAGCCGUAUUUAAUGGCUUUGAAUGUAUAUCUCUAUCGUUCUAUGAGCAAAUAUUUAAUGGCUUUGAAUGUA